AUGGAGCAACUCCAACUCCAAGGUGCCAAACACAAGACUUUCAUCUUAGCCCGAAAGGCACCUGCGAAGUCAUCUCCUGAAGCCCCGACGUUUCUCAUUGUCGAUUAUGGCGACGUGAAUGGUCUGACUCAGAUAUUGGAAGACUCCGGCAUCGAGACUGUGAUCUCGACUUUGAAUCUGGAACACGAAGCUGGGAGCCAGGCACAACUCAACCUCAUCGCCGCAGCUGACAGGUCACGCACAACACGGCGGAUCAUCCCGAGUGAAUUUCUCUCCGUCAUUGACGAGAAUGACCCUAACGCAGGCCCCGGCAUGGGAGGCUGGAUCCCGAACGCUCUGGCUUUGAAGAAGACCAACCUCGAGUACAUCCGUAUCUCAAUCGGGUUCUUCAGCGACUACUGGGGAAUGCCCCAUAUUCAUAGCCACCUGAAGCCGUUUUUCUGGGGUAUUGAUCUGGCUAACGGAAAGGCCGUGAUUCCUGGAACAGGAAAUGAGAAAUUCACUGUCACCUAUAGUGGGGAUCUUGCGAAAGUGAUCGUCAAACUUCUAGACGAGGAGAAAUGGCCUGAGCGUGGCCUUCUGUCCGGCUCUGAUAUCUCCUUCAACGAGCUGCUUGCUAUCGCUGAGAGUAUUCGAGGCUCCGAGUUCGAUGUGGUCUAUGAUCCCUUGGAAAAGUUGAAGGAGGGCCGGGCGACACUGCUCUGGCGACCUGAUGGGGUUUCCGCGGAAGAAAUGGAGGCCCUGAUGUCUGCCCAUAGCCAAAUGGUUAUCAGCGGAGCCUGUCAGCUGCCCUUGGAUGGUAGGUUAGAUAAUAGGUAUCCUGAUCUUUGCCUCAUGACUGCAGAGCAACUUCUCUCCGAGGCCUGGACCGGGAAGCUAUAA
Molecule: messenger RNA, 882 nt
Organism: Penicillium olsonii
Lineage: Eukaryota; Fungi; Ascomycota; Eurotiomycetes; Eurotiales; Aspergillaceae
Source: the annotation of a GenBank genome assembly